Molecule: messenger RNA, 2373 nt
Organism: Plasmodium adleri (nom. inval.)
Lineage: Eukaryota; Apicomplexa; Aconoidasida; Haemosporida; Plasmodiidae
Product: nucleolar protein Nop52, putative
Exons: 1
Coding region: 1-2373 (790 amino acids)
Biological process (GO): rRNA processing
Cellular component (GO): preribosome, small subunit precursor
Source: RefSeq, a predicted model, not a curated record
AUGAAUAAUAUCAAACGUGCUAACAAAUCCGAAAUUGAGAAAAUAUUUGUGGAGUUAAGUCACGUGGAAAAGGAAAAUCGAGAUAAAGGAAUUGAAAUACUUUAUGAUUAUAUAAGUAAGAAUAGGAAAUCAUUAAAUGAACAUAAGAUAACAUAUAUAUGUAAGGGUUUAUUUUAUUAUUAUUGGUUAUGUUAUUCCAUGGAAGAACAGAAGAAGGCUGCUUUGAAAAUAUGUAGAUUAAUUCAUAAAUUUAAUAAUAAGAAUAAUAAAAAGAAAAAGAAUGUUUUUCUUUUUGUUCAAUGUUUUUUCCAAGUUAUGUCAAAUAAGUAUGAUAAUUUAGAUAUUCAUCGAUUAAAUAAAUAUUUAUUUUUAUUUAGAGUUUUCCAAGCAGAAAUAUUAAUGUUUUUUCAUAUGAAUGCUUGGAAUAAUCUGUAUCUAAAAAAAUAUAAUAAAAUAUUUUUAGAAUAUUUUGAUGAUACAAGUGAAUUAUAUUAUAAUUAUAUUGAUACAUUUAUAAAAGAAUUUUUGGGAAAUGAAUAUUUUUUAAAAUCCAAAAAACAAGAAGAACCAAAUUAUAAUACCAAACAAUUUUUAUUAUUGAUUGAUCCUUUUUUUAAAAUUUUAUGCAAGACAGAUCAAAAAUAUGUGAUGGAUCUUAUUAACAAGAAGGUUUUUUAUUUUAUAAAAAAAAUGAAACAUAUAAAAAAAAAAUUAUUAAAGAAAAAAAUUAUUAAAUAUAUACAUAUAUGUAAAAUAAAAUAUGGACUCAAAAUCUUGAAAAAUUUUUAUGAUCUAAUUAAUUCAUCCUCAUCAAAAAAAAAAAAACAAAAGGAAAAAGGAAAAGACAAAAAAAAACAAGUUCCAGUUUUUUUGGAAAAUUUCAAAACAGCUUUUCAUACUGAAAAUGAACAAAAUAUUUUGGCUAGUUCUUCAAAAGGAAUACAAAAUGGUAAUAUUAAAAAAAUAGACGAACAAAAUGAAAUACCUAUAUUAAACCAUAUAAAUUUAAAUAAUAAUGACAAAAAAUUUUUAAAAAAUGAAGAUAUGUCAACAGAUAAUGAUAAAGUCAAAGAUAUUAAUGGCCUCCAUCUUAAUAAUGAAUAUGUAACAGAUGAGGAGAGUCAAAAUAAAAAAAUAAAAAAAAAAAAGGAGAUCACCCUUUUGGAUAUAUUAACUAAAGGAGGGAAAAAAAGAAAAGCAAGUGAUGAACAACUCGUUUUGCAAAAAAAAAAUAAAAAGAAUAAAAAAAAUAAAGAAAAGAAUAAAAAUAAAAGCAAAGAUAAAAAGAAAAAUAAAAUAAAAAAAAAAUACAUAAAUGGUAUAUUAAACGAAAAUGAUGAUGAAGAUGAUGAUAUUGACGAUGAUGAUAUUGACGAUGAUGAUGAAGAUGACGAUAAUGAAAAUAAUAAUAAUGAUAAUAAUAAUAAUAAUAAUAAUAAUAAUGACCAUGAUAAUAAUAAUAAUAAUAAUUUUAAUAAUAAUGAUUUUAAUAAUAAGGAUCAUGAUAAUAAUAAUUAUGAUGAUGAUGAUGAUGAUGGUAGUACGUGUACUAGCCAAGUGCCAGUCGAAGAAAUGGAAAAUAAUGCUGAUAAAAAAAAGAAAAGUCUAAAUAAAAAAAUAACUAUUUUUGAAAAAAGACAUGAUGAUGAAUAUAAUUUGAAUGUAAUAAAUAAUAUGCAAAAAAUGUCAAAUGGAAUUAAUAAUAAUAAUCAUGCUGAUUUAAAAAAUGAUGAAGAAAAAGUACCAUUAUAUUUUACCAAUAAUGUAUUAAAUUCGUCUGAUGUAGUAAAUUCCAUAAGAGAAGAUGAAAAUAUAAAUGUAAAAAAAAAAAACAAAACCAAAAAAAAAAAAAAAAAAAAUUUAUAUAUCGAAAGUAAUAGUGAAUAUAAUCAAACGGAUGAAAGUGAAGAAAAUAUUUCAUCAGAUAUUAUAAAUCAUGAAACACAAGAAAUUAAUGGGAAUUCAAAUUUAAUAAAUGGAAAAAAUAAAAAUGUUAUAAAUAAUGGAAAUGUUCUUCUUACACUUAACCCUUUUGAUAUAAAGACAAAAAAUAAGGACACUAUCAUAUUAUCAAAAAAAAAACGAAAAAUAAAUAAAGAAAAUAAGAAAAAAUUAUUACAAAAUAAACUAAAACAAAAAAACCUUCAUAAUCUAGGGAAACAUUCUGUAAAAGAUAUAUGUGAUAAAAAUAAUGUUGUAAGGAAAACAAUUUUAAAAAAAGGAAAAUCAAAAUCUACUGUAACUAAAAAAGUACAUUUUAAUUUAAAGAGAAAUACAAUUGAAUACAUUCCACGUAAUAAAAGGAAAAAUAUUAAUUCAUACUUACUUAUGAAUAAUUUUAGAAAUUUUUUAAAUAUACCCUCAUUUGUAUAA